AUCCCACCUUUUUAUCUUUUUUUUUUUCCUUUUUUAAAAUUUUUAAAAUUUUUAUUUAUUUUUUGUUUUCUUUUUUUGUUAAAGUUAAUUCCACUACUUGGCUUAGCAUGCAUUUUUAAAAUUAAACAGUUUCUCCUUGCUCAGGGGGAAGAAAAAAAUCCAUAAUCUACAAGUUUCCUGUUGAGAAGAACCUGCUACUUUUACAUUCCAAAACCAGGUUUUUUGGUUUCUUUUCAGAUUCAGUUUGACGUAUCUUUUUCAUAAAGAAGCAGUCAUAGCACAAAUGUAAGUCUUUAAAAUAAAUAAAAUUUAGAGAUGACCAAAAGGUGGAAGAAUGCUGUUUUCUGCUGGGGCACUGUCUUUUGUUUUGGUAUCUUCAGCCCCUGCUACAUAAACUCCCAGCUGUUCCCAACAGUUUCAUUGCUUUUUAUGGAAUGCAGCUGUGAGGUAGUGACUUUUUUUAAUUAGUGCCGAAACCAUCCAUCAUGCAAGUCUUAAGGAGUGUUUCUACUUGGAUGUUUUCAUAUUUGGAUGAUCCUGUGCAAGUUUUGAUAAACUUUGAAAAAGGCGUUGGAGUAAGAAAAGACAGUUUUAUGUUGUGAUUGCUUUGAAUGUUGCUGUCUUUUAUGUUUUGGGCUGUAAUGCUUCUCUGUUUUUCCUAAAUAGGGAUUAAAAUUAGAAAAUAGUAGCUCUGCUGUGCCUCAGAAACUUUCAGAGCUAAUCUGAAUUAAGUGGGACAUGCAGGAUCCCAGUUUUUCGAAGUUGCUUCUGUUGUCAGUUUUUCUAUAAUACUGUCGAAGUGCUGGGUACAUAAUAUUUUCAUUAUCUGUUUUUUUUUUUUUUUUUUUGCUUGUGGUGUGGAAACAUUAGGUGCAAAGAAAAGUCUACCUUCAUGUGACGGCAGAGAGUAUCUCAGCUGUACUGCAUUAAAUAAGAUGAGUGGAUUGGAGCAGCACCUGAGACUCACAGGUGUUUUUGUCUGGGCUAAUUUUUUUUCACAGUACUAGUAUAGGACUGUUUUGGAUUUGUGCUGGAGACAGUGUUGAUAACACAGGGAUGAUUUUCCUUACUGUUGAGCAGGGCUUGCACAGAUCCAAGGCUUUUUCUGCCUCCCACCCCACCAGUGAAGAGACUGAGGGUGCACAAGGAGCUGGGAUGGGACACAGCUGGGACAGCCCACCCCAGCUGACCCAACAUAUAUCCUAUAACAUAUGGAGUCAUGCUCAGCAUGUAAAAUGGGAAGAAGGGAGGAAUGUUGUUUGGAAUGAUAGAGUUUGUCUUCCUGAGUUACAGUUAUGUGUGUUGGUGCCCGGAUUUCCUGGAGAUGUCUGAACACCUGCCUGCCCAUGGGAAGUGGUGAAUGAAUUCCUUGUUUUGCUUUGCUUUUGUGUUCAACUUUUGCUUUACAUAUUAAAUUGUCUUUAUCUCAACCCUUUCAAUCUUCUCCUCCAUCCCACCUGGGGUGAGUGAAGGAGCAGCCUGUGAGUGGUGAUUAGUUACCAGCUGGGGUUAAACCACAACAGACUAACAGCCAGAAACACAGGAGGUAGCACAGAAAUUACCUGGGAGGAAGCAACUGCUGACUUCAGGCUGUUGUGAAAAAUUGUUGGAGCAUUUUGAAGAAGUCUUCGUACUGAUUUGCCCUGCUUUGGAUAGUUGGAGUCAGAAAGCUGGAAAAGGCGAAGGACGAGAAAGAAAGGAAGAGAGUUUUUUGCUGCCCUCUCAGAAAACAGACAACAUUGACAACUAAAAAUGUGGACAGAGCCUAUGGUGUCAGCUCUGUAACCAGGGUGUCUGCAAACAAGUGAUCUGACAACUCUGGUACUUUUAUAAUUCCAAACAAGAUGAAGAUCCCCUCUCUGCUGCUGAGACUCCCUCGUUGUUAUUUCUCCAGAAGAACUUGCUUUGGGAACUUUGGCUUUACUUCCCGAGCAGAUUUCCUGGGUGUUGAAUCUCUUGUGCCAGCGCACCGCUGUCAUACAAAAUGGAUUUGUUCAUCAAAUGGUUUGAAGAGAGAGCUGUGCCAGCAAGCAGCCCCUGAGCAGCAAGUAGAGGGACUUUCUGACCAGGAGCAGAGACUUUUAGACAGACUUUACCAUGGGCUGAUCCAGGGCCACAGAGCCUGUUUGGCUGAAGCCAUUACACUUAUAGAAUCAACUCAGAGUAGGAAGAAGAAAGUAGCGCAGGUGCUCCUUCAGAAGGUAUUAUCCUACCACAGGGAACAAGAAAAGUUAAAUCAAGGAAAGCCACUUGCCUUUAGAGUGGGGUUGUCAGGUCCUCCUGGUGCUGGAAAAUCAACCUUCAUAGAAUGCUUUGGGAAAAUGCUUACAGAAAGAAAACACAAAGUGGCUGUGUUGGCUGUAGACCCUUCCUCUAGUACAAGUGGUGGUUCCCUACUGGGUGAUAAAACACGGAUGACUGAGUUGUCAAGAGACAUGAAUGCAUACAUCAGGCCAUCUCCAACCAGUGGGACACUGGGAGGUGUCACAAGGACCACAAAUGAAGCCAUUCUGCUCUGUGAAGGAGGAGGCUACGAUGUUGUUCUUGUGGAAACAGUAGGUGUGGGCCAGUCAGAAUUUGCUGUGGCUGAUAUGGUUGAUAUGUUUAUAUUACUGCUACCACCUGCGGGUGGAGAUGAAUUACAGGGCAUCAAACGGGGCAUCAUUGAGAUGGCAGAUCUGGUUGCUAUCAAUAAGGCUGAUGGUGAUUUAGUUGUGCCUGCCCGGAGGAUCCAGGCUGAGUAUGUCAGUGCUAUGAAGCUGCUUCGCAAGCGUUCAAAGGUUUGGAGGCCAAAGGUAAUGCGCAUCUCUGCCAGAACCGGGGAGGGGAUCUCAGACAUGUGGGAUAAAAUGACUGAGUUCCGCGACCUCAUGCUCACAAGUGGCGAGCUGGUUGCCAAACGACGGAAACAGCAGAAAGUGUGGAUGUGGAACCUCAUCCAGGAAAACAUGCUGGAGCAUUUCCGGAGUCACUUGGCUGUCAAGGAUAAGAUCCCACUUCUGGAAGAAAAAGUUCUUAGAGGAGUCUUGUCUCCUGGGCUGGCAGCAGACCUGCUGCUGAAGGCAUUCAAAGAUGAAGACAGAAUUACUUCCAACCAAAAGCACUUUCAUUUUCCCUUGAGAAAAAUCUAGAGGAAACAUUUUUCUGAUCCAUGAUCUAGAAAGCAGAGCUCAUCUGGUACCCACUAAAUGUGAAGGAUAAGGUGGAAAAGUGCUAGUUUUUGGAGACCUGACAGUAAAGCCUGUAAAGCACGAGAAUUUGUGAGCCUGUUGGAGCUUAGAUAAAUUAAUUUUUAAAGAAAUACAUUGGAAGGGAUGAUUUUCACAGUUUUGAUUUUCUGGACAUGUACAUAAAAGGUAUGGUGACUUUAGCUUAAUUUCACCUGUUUUGUUUCUGGCAACCCAAUUCCAGUACAGUAGUGAGCUGGGUUAUGUAAAUCCUCUUUUUACCUUCAUGGUGUUUGUUUUUGUUUGGGUUUUUUUCUCCUCAAAAUAUUUUUUCUCUUCUUGCCCCUUGUCCCAGAUAUAUCAUGUUCCAAAUUUUUGCCUACAAGCACUGUUUGCAGUGAAACACUGAGGAAGAGCAUUGUGAUGUUUUGGGGGCCAUGGAGCUGAGGUAUUUCUUUGGUAAGCAAGUUAGUACUGGGGUAGCUGGUAUUAGUGUUUCCACCACCUAAAGUGUCAGAACUUUGGAGCUCUGACCACUUCCUCCUUUUCUUUAUCACUGCUUUGGGAUUGCUGCAGUUACAAAGAAGCAGCUGAAGGAGCGUAUGGAGUGGCAGAAACACGGUGGCUUUGUUAUAACCAUGCUGAAUUUUUAUUUAAACAGCCUCUAUUGAAUAUGACAGAGUGCCCCAAACCAAAAGCAAUGUCUUGUGUCCUUUGAGUCCUUUCAGCUUUAAAUACUGACUGUAUUUCAUGGUACCUUGUAGAAGAAAUGGCAGGUGGGAAAUGAAUUAACGAGUGAAGCAGCAUUUUAACUGGUGUGUUCUCAACUUUCUGAUAGUCCCUUUGUUUCAGGUGGCAGUUUUUGAGGUGACCCCAUUUGUGUUUAUCUGUUUGAUCAAACCCUUACUAUGGUCAUUACUUCUUCUUCUGUCAGGGACUGCUGUUUUCCUUGUCUGUUAUACAUGAGCUGCCAAGCAAGUAAAACAACCUGCAGCUUUGUUUAAAUGACACUUGCUCAAGCAGAAUAUGUUUUAUAACUUCUGUAUUUGUUUUCUGGAUGCAGAUCUGCUGAUCCACUCAAGCUAUGGGCUAUCAUUAUUUUCUCAUUUUGUUGCUUCUUUUAUAGUAUUGUUAAUUUACAAAUGAACUCUUAGCAGAAGUGCAAUGGCUUAAGCAGGCAUUUUCCUCUUACAGCAGAGCAUUAAAUGAAAAUCUGAUUUGCCUUCUUUAUGUGUUCAGUCAUGCCUCAUGCUUCAGUAGAUGGAGAAAUAUCCAUACAUUGAGAGGAAUCUUUAGAAAUGAAACAGUAAAUGAGGGUCCCUGUUUUAUUUUUCAGUGAUUCCCCUACCAAACUGAAAAGCUGUCCUAUGCAAACUGUGAACUGAGCCUUCUAUAUGGUAAUGAAAUAGCUUGUUUUACAGCCUGUAAAAUUUUGCUGUGAUACAUUUUGGAGUCAACUGCUGUUCAGUUAAUUGUGCAGUUUUUUUUGUGUUCUUGUGGGCUGGGCAGCUGCAUUGUCUUCAGAAGGACUGCAGGGCUUCAGCUGGUCAGCUACAACUCUGUAAACAAUCUACUAUGUCCCAAGAUAGGGAAGAACAUUUCCAGCUCAUCAUUUUUAGUGCUGUGGGAUUAUCUUGGCUAAAAUGCAUUAAAAUACUGUAUUCGAGUAAACAGGCUUCUGAAAAAAGAUAGCAAACAAAUCUGUUGAGUAGGAUGUUGACAUAUUCUUAGUUUUUGGAGUUGUCAAGCUGCUCUCAUGUUAACACUUAAACCCACAGCUAUUGCAGAAUAGUUUGGGAAAAUAAUAUAACUUCAUGUGAAGCCAAUAGCAAGAUGAAGUUUGUAGCUGGAGAUACGCUGUUAGACAAAUGAGUAUGGGAGGUAAGGAAUAAACUGUUUAGAUACACAAAGUCGUUUGCUACAAAGUCUUGCAGUUGUCUGUAAGUGUGAAACUUUUCCCCAGGUCCCUGUGUAAUAGAUAUUGCUGGUGUUUCACAGCUGGAAAAAACAAGUGUGGUGAGAUCAAGUGGUUUACCCAGGACUCUGAAACAGGUCAGAGGCUGUAAAGGUUACAGUUCAAUAGUCUUUACUCUGAGCCCCACAUAUAUUUACAGCCACGUUACUUAAGGUUGAAAAAAUGCUCUUAGCAAGUUCAUGCUCUUAGUGUGACUUAUUCCUUUCAUAUCUAAUCUCUCUGUUACCAGUGACAGGACCCAGUGACCCCUUCUUGACUACUGUUCUGUUGUAAUGUCCUGCUUUAAGUAAUAAAAAACUUUCCUUUGA
Molecule: messenger RNA, 5450 nt
Organism: Oenanthe melanoleuca
Lineage: Eukaryota; Metazoa; Chordata; Aves; Passeriformes; Muscicapidae
Gene: MMAA
Product: metabolism of cobalamin associated A
Exons: 8
Coding region: 1845-3131 (428 amino acids)
Cellular component (GO): cytoplasm
Molecular function (GO): GTPase activity; GTP binding
Source: RefSeq, a predicted model, not a curated record